AGGGCUUUCUUGGAUUAAGUGGAGCAAUGCUUGUACAAGCGUAUCAUACAAUUCUCAACGACAACCCAAGCAGUUUCAUAUUGAUGCUUGCACUGUUGCCAACUUUUGUUUCCUUAUUGUUCAUGUGCCUGGUAAGAAUUAAUCAGACAAACAGUGGAGACAACAAGAAGCAUCUGAAUGGUUUCUCAGCAAUCGCUUUGAUUGUUGCUGCGUAUCUCUUGAUCUUGAUAAUCUUGGAAAAUGUAUUUACUUUUCCAUUCUGGGCACGCCUUCUUACAUUUGUAGUGCUUCUUCUUCUUCUCGCUUCACUUCUUGGGAUUGCGAUCAAAGCCCAACAAGAGGACUCACUGAGAUUACCACAAACACCACCCAACGAGAGGACCCUAUUAAUUGAUGAAUCUACAAUUGAUUCUGAGAAAUUCUCUACGGAGGAAGAUUCUAUCGAGUAUCUUUGUAAAAUGAAUCUCCUGCAAGCAAUGCGUACCAUAAACUUUUGGUUAUUGUUUAUCGCCAUGUUAUGUGGAAUGGGCUCAGGAUUGGCCACAUUAAACAACAUAAGCCAAAUUGGGGAAUCACUCGGUUACACAACUGUGCAGUUAAAUACAUUAGUUUCCUUAUGGAGUAUAUGGAACUUCCUAGGACGGUUUGGAGCUGGAUAUGUAUCAGAUAUAUUCCUUCACACACGAGGCUGGGCACGACCAUUGUUUAUGGUUCUAACUCUGGGAACUAUGACGGUUGGCCAUGUAAUCAUUGCUUCUGGUUUUCCCGGUAAUUUGUUUGUGGGUUCAAUACUAGUUGGAGUUUGUUAUGGUUCACAAUGGUCACUUAUGCCAACUAUCACUUCUGAGAUAUAUGGUGUUUUGCAUAUGGGUACUAUUUUUAACACCAUUACCAUGGCAAGCCCUAUUGGAGCUUCCAUACUGUCUGUGUUUGUAAUUGGCUAUAUUUAUGAUAAAGAAGCGGGUGAGGGGAAUUCAUGCUACGGUACUCAUUGCUUCAUGUUAUCUUUUUUCAUCUUGGCAUGUGUUAGUCUUUCUGGGUUUUUUGUUGCGUUGAUUUUGUUGUUCCGGACAAGGAGGUUCUAUAUGCAGAUUUUCCUCAGACGGCAACAACAUUUGGCAAUACAGUGAGAAGGAAAAAUGUAAUUUUUAUUUAUUUAUUUAUUUUUCUGGUUUUCUGAUGUUUAAUGUGAGCUAUGUUUGUGGAAGUGAGGUAAAAUAUGAGACAAUGCUGGUUUUCUUUCUGAUUAUAUGAAGUUCAUGUUAUUAUACUA
Messenger RNA from Camellia sinensis, 1273 nucleotides. NCBI's taxonomy places the organism in Eukaryota, Viridiplantae, Streptophyta, Magnoliopsida, Ericales, Theaceae. The record is from RefSeq and is a predicted model, not a curated record.